UUACUAUAAACUUUAAUGUUUCUAAAAAUGGAUUUAAAUAUUUUAUAUUUUAUUUUAUUUCUUUAAAAUAAUUCAACUCUAUGUUUAUGAUGAGUUACCUAUGUUAUCUCAAUCUAGUUUUGUAUUACUGAAAUAAUCAUUUAACAUUCAAUUUUCUUUGAGUGUUUUUCAUUAUGGAAAGCGACAGUGUUUUGAGUACUAAUGGAGGAGGGUUGUUGUUGAGAUACGCAAGCCAGAAUUCAUUGGAUGAGAGUUCUCAAAAACAAUUACCAAGAUCAGGAAGACGAGAGCGAACACCAUAUAGAAAUAGUUCUCACACAGUUCGUGCAUUUGAAGCUUUACAAUCUUUACGCAAAGAUGAAGUUCUAUGUGACAUUAAAUUAGAAACAGAUGAUGGUACAAUUGUUUAUGGUCAUAAAGUUGUUUUAGUGUCAUGUAGUCCAUAUUUUCAUGCAAUGUUCACUAGUUUUGAAGAAAGCAAUAAAGAUCAUGUUAUAAUAAGAGAAUUAGAUUCUACUGCUUUAAAACUUUUAGUAGAUUUUAUUUAUACUGCUCAAAUUAUGGUUACAGAAGAAAAUGUUCAGGUCUUAUUGCCUGCUGCAAAUCUCUUACAGUUGCAAGAUGUACAAGAUGCUUGUUGUGACUUUUUACAAACUCAAUUACAUCCAACAAAUUGUCUUGGUAUCAAAGCAUUUGCUGAUUUACAUGGUUGUAUGGAAUUGUUGUCAAGCUCUGAAUCAUAUAUUCAACAACAUUUUUCAGAAGUGGUUGAGGGUGACGAGUUCCUAUCUUUAACAUCUGAGCAAGUAGUUAAGUUGAUCUCUAGUGAUGAACUUACUGUACCGUCUGAAGAGAAAGUAUUUGAAUGUGUUGUUUGUUGGGUGAAUCAUGAGUCUAGUUGUAGAAAAGAAAUUUUACCAAAACUAAUGGAACAUGUGCGUUUGCCACUAGCAUCAAAAGAAUAUUUAUUAAAAAGAGUAGAAGAGGAACCUCUUCUUAAAAAUAGUCUGGAGUGUAAAGAUUAUAUAAUUGAAGCAUUAAAUUUUCAUUUACUUAAGUCUGAGCAGCCUGGAACUAUUCCAAAAACGAUUCGUACUAAGCCUAGGCAACCUGUUGGCUUACCUAAAAUAAUUCUGGUUGUUGGUGGGCAAGCUCCUAAAGCAAUUCGUAGUGUAGAAUGGUAUGAUCCAGCAACUAAUCGAUGGCAGUCUGGACCAGAAAUGAGUACUCGUCGUUGUAGAGCUGGUCUUGCAGUAUUAAAAGAUUGUCGUGUAUUUGCUGUGGGUGGUUUUAAUGGAUCAUUAAGAGUUCGUACAGUUGAUAUGCUUGAUUUAUCUUCGCCAUCACCAUGUUGGGUACCAACAGUUGCUAUGUUAGCCAGACGAGGGACUUUAGGAGUUGCUGUGUUAGAUAAUUGUGUUUAUGCUGUUGGUGGAUUUGAUGGUACUAGUGGUUUAAAUAGUGCUGAAGUUUUUAAUUGUAGUACCCAAGAAUGGCGAAUGAUUUCAAAUAUGUCUACCAGGAGGAGUAGUGUUGGUGUAGGAGUACUCAAUAAUCUUCUAUAUGCAGUUGGUGGUUAUGAUGGAUUAUCAAGACAAUGUUUAAAAUCUGUUGAAUGUUAUCAUCCGAGUACCGAUACUUGGACUCCAAUUGCAGAAAUGAGUGUACGUCGAAGUGGUGCCGGCGUAGGAAUCUUGGAUGGUGUAAUGUAUGCUGUUGGUGGUCAUGAUGGACCAGAAGUUCGAAAUAGUGUUGAAGCUUAUAGACCAAGUGCUGGAGUUUGGACUUCAAUAGCUGAUAUGCAUAUGUGUCGAAGAAAUGCUGGAGUUGUUGCAUUAGAUGGAUUAUUGUAUGUAGUGGGUGGUGAUGAUGGGGCUUCUAAUUUGGCUUCUGUAGAAAUCUACAACCCUAACACUAAUACUUGGUCUAUGUUAACAACAUCAAUGAAUAUUGGACGAAGUUAUGCUGGAGUGGUAGUAAUUGAUAAGCCUCCACAUUUUGAUACUUAA
Molecule: messenger RNA, 2009 nt
Organism: Sipha flava (yellow sugarcane aphid)
Lineage: Eukaryota; Metazoa; Arthropoda; Insecta; Hemiptera; Aphididae
Gene: kel
Product: ring canal kelch homolog
Exons: 11
Coding region: 174-2009 (611 amino acids)
Molecular function (GO): protein binding
Source: RefSeq, a predicted model, not a curated record